UCUUGAGAGGCACACACACACACAUACAUACCCCUUCGCAGUUUUCAUUCCUUUCUCAGGUUGUUUAGAGGGUUCUAAGAGCACUCGUCAUGAAGAUAUUGCAUGGACACGGAGUUUUCUUUUUGGUUCAAUGGUUUGGGCUUCGAAGACGGAGGGGAACUCACCUGGGGGUUGGAAGGGGAGGCGGGAAAGAGGAGAGCAUACCUCGGCGUUUACGAUGUUCAAGUUGUCUUGUGUGGUUGUGGGAUCUAUACUACCUACCUAGGCAGGCAGUUAAUAGUACGCUGCUGUGUGUUUUUGUCGACGAGUUGUAAUAUCAUCAUCUUGGUACCAUCUAAACCUGAGAUGAGUCUGAACUGGGUUAGGUUUGCCUUGGGAUUUCCACUCCUUGUAUGCCACACCAUGCCGUGCCAUCAUCGCAAGACAGACAAGCUUACCUAUGCACCCGCCUUUGCGCGCGUUUCCCUUCCAAUCAUCCUUUUUCUCUCUUUCCUCACCUACACGAGCGGGAUAAUGUCCCUCCGCUGCUGACAUGCAGAUAAAAUGUGAGACUCUACGAGCGUUUGUGUCUCUGCUUGUUACACCCCCUUGCAGGCUUGCACAGCAGAACGACCCACGAGAGAGAGAGAGAGUGAGAGAGAGAGAGAGACAAAGGACGAUGCCACAUACCUACCUACCGCCUACCUUACAUUGGGGACUUCAGAAACGGGCAGAUGAGCUGGAACGGUUAGAACCGGCUGUAGGCCUCCAUCUAAAGGCAGACAGAUGGUAUAAUGAUAGCUCUUCAAAUACCCCUGGAGAUUUCCACU
Chaetomium strumarium is the source of this 809-nucleotide messenger RNA. RefSeq lists its product as uncharacterized. Lineage: Eukaryota; Fungi; Ascomycota; Sordariomycetes; Sordariales; Chaetomiaceae. Bases 103 to 531 code for a protein of 142 amino acids. The transcript has a single exon. The record is from RefSeq and is a predicted model, not a curated record.